This is a messenger RNA of Ooceraea biroi (clonal raider ant), 2793 nucleotides long. Its product is annotated as PTB domain-containing engulfment adapter protein 1. NCBI's taxonomy places the organism in Eukaryota, Metazoa, Arthropoda, Insecta, Hymenoptera, Formicidae. The record is from RefSeq and is a predicted model, not a curated record.
GGAGAGGAGAUCGGUCACGCUCGUCCGCGUCCGGUUCUUCUCGUCGCUUCGCACCGCGCCGCUCCGUACCGCGCCGUGUCCGCUCGGCAAAGCGCAACGUGCACCACGCGCUCCAGUCCGCCGCGAGUCGUCGGUUGGGUUGUUGCGUUCCGUCUCGUGUCUCGAAUUUGCCGCUUCGAGACAUUUUCCGCUCGAUUCCUCGGCGCGAGGUUUGGGAAUGUGUUCCGCGCGAUCGCGUUAAGUAUUAGCGAAACGCGAUUCGCAUCGGCAACGAUAACAGGGAUUUAAUAGUCGGUUGUAGCCAAAGACCGACAACAUGAGGAACUCGACGUUGCUGAAAUGGGCACAGAAUUCGGCGAACAAUAAAAAUCAGCCGAGCAAGAACGGAGGAACGAAUAGGAACUGGAUACACCCACCGGAUGCGCUCCAAAAAGGACACAUCGCCUAUCUAGUCAAGUAUUUGGGCAGCACAGAAGUGGAUCAACCUAAAGGCAUCGAUGUCGUCAAGGAGGCAAUCUGUAAACUGAAAUUCAAUCAACAACUCAAAAAAAGCGAAGGUACGAAAACCCCAAAGGUCGAGCUCACCAUAAGUAUCGAUGGCGUGGCGAUACAGGAACCAAAAACAAAAACGACGCCCAAGCGAAUUAUGCAUCAGUAUCCGUUGCACAGAAUUUCGUACUGCGCCGACGAUAAAGGGGAGAAGAAGUUUUUUAGUUUCAUCGCAAAAGAGGAGGACGCGGAGAGGCAUACUUGCUUCGUUUUCGUCAGCGACAAACUAGCUGAAGAGAUCACGCUUACUAUCGGUCAAGCCUUCGAUCUGGCUUACAGGCGGUUCCUCGAAACUUCCGGUAAAGAUCUGGAAACGCAACGGCGCUGCAUGGUGCUACAACAGAAGAUAAAACGAUUGGAGCACGAGAACAACGUUUAUCGACAACGGCUACAAGAUAUCGCGGCAAUUAAAGGCUCGGCGGACGUAUCAGCAUAUUUAUCGCAGCAUAAUCUGCCCGAUAUCCUUCACGUACCUGGAGCUCCGACGGACUCGCCGCAAAUCAAUGGCACGACCAGCAGUAAGCUAGUGCUCAACACGAGCAGCGAUAGCAAUGGAAACACGUCCAACGGGCCUCAGCAACCACCGCCAGUUCCGCCGAGGAGUUUCGAAAAGAGCUUUGAUGAUGAUUUCAUGGGAAGCGAGCCAGCCCCAAUGCCGUCGGUUGGCACGAAAUUGGAAGGGCUGCUGAUGGACGAGUUUGAAGAGGAUUUCAACCCGAGGGCCUACGAGACCGCAGCCAAUGGUCUUGCCAAUCACCAAUCGAACAACAAUGCGCUUCUUAAUGGCCAAGUGUCUUCAGGAGCAAACUUCUUCUCGCAGUCAAACGGCACGACUAGCUCUCCGCCUCUACUGGCACCACCACCAAAGACGAAAGACUCGAGGCGCCAAAACGGAGUCAAGGAGGAUUUGUUCGGUAGCAUUCCCUUCAAUCCGACGCCGACUUUAAACAUGAAGAACGACUUCAACGAUCCGUUUGAGAUGGGCGAAUUUGGCGCUUCGACUGUGACAUCUAAUCCCAGCCAGCAGGAAUUGGAAAACGCUAUCGGUCUGCUGGACAAGAGGCUGUUAGAGAUGAAGGACGGUUUCAGUAGAGGGCUGUGCAUCGGAACUGAUGACUUUUCUUUGGAGAGCUUGGACCCGCUGCGAAAUUAGGCUCGUCAAUCGUCAUGCUGGAAGCGCGAUGCUACGAUAUAAUAAAAACUUCAUUACUCUGUACUCUGGGAGUACGAAGUACCAACUAACGGAUAGAGCAAUUAGGAAUUACGUCCGUGUAAAACCAAAAUUAGUCAAUUAUUAUUCUACUAUCCUACUAUAUUUAUGAUCAUGUUCGAUAUUUAUGAUACGCAUAUAUGAAAUAAUAAUUUUAUAAGCGUGUUUCUUUCUACGCUCGCUCUCCGGUAAUUUACGCUAUUCUAUCCGCCGCUUUGGAAAACUGAGGUUCAACGACGCGCGUUUUUGUCGCCCAUUCCAUAAGUCAGUAAGACGGGAUCUCAAGGUUGAUCGCUAGAGUGGAAUCAAAUAUUCUAAUUAAGACCGCAUAAUUUUAAAACGCAAAAAAUCUUAUAUAAAUACUUCAAUCUUACCGCGAAUCUCAUAUCGACGAUGGUAUGCUUGCGUCUUUCAUAUUUUUUAAUGAGAUGCUAAAAAAAGCAAAUUAAUAUCUCGGUCGACCAUCGUGUUUCAAGGAAUGGUGGUGAUCGAAGUAAUUUCUUAGUACAUCUUAAGAGAAAUUCAUAAUGUAUGCAUGUAUCUUUUUUUUAUAUUCGGCCUAGAGUUUAAUCUAAGCUCGUCGCAACGACUACGGUCGUUGGUUGGAAAGAGAACUAAUAGCCGACAAAAAUGGAACACUAACCAUCAUUAGUGUCUAGAGAUCACACACUAAUAAUACGAAACGCAUAGCCUUCAUAGACUGUCGAUUGAAUCCACAUAAUCCGCACAUCCUCUUUCUUCGGUUUAUCGUACAUAUCUUUAAUCCGUAUCUUCCUUUAAACGACAACAUAAAAAAAGGAACAAAGUUUUACCGCAGUAAGAACGCACGAAGAGGUUCUAGCUAUCUAGAUUUUACAGUAAUCUCUACACGUAUCACGAUCCGACGUAAAUGUGAAGCGUCGAACGAAUUUACGUUUAUCGCUAUAUAUAAAGAGGAUUAAUAAUCAUGUAAAUAUGAAAUACUUUAUCUUAUUGUUGCUACAUUGUUUAAGAACCAUAGUUAAGAAUAUACCAUAUGAUUAUUGAAACAAAAA